GGCAGAGAAUGGCAGAGCAAGGGUGGGGAGGGGGUUUGAAGGCCAUUCCCAGGCUUGGAUUUCCAGCCAGCCACACACAGACAGCACUCAGAUCCUGGCUGGAAGACUGUUGCUGUUACAGCUGCUUCUCAGGAAUCUUCUGUUGUCGGGGAUACACAGGAGGCAGCAUGGUGGGGUGGGUGCCACUAGGCAGUCCCAGGGUGUGUGGAGUAGAUCCCUAGCACCCCACUGAGGAAGAACAAUUGCUUACUGGUGCCACUGAUCUGCUUUUAAAAUGAGUGCCCUUUAGGGGUGAAAAAAAGAAAAGUAAAUAAGAGUGUCAGACUUGGUAGUACAUACCUAUAAUCUCAGCACUUAGGAGGGAGAGGCAGGAGGAUUGUGGUGAGUUGGAGGCCAGCCUGAACUACAUCUUGAGACCUGGUCUCUGAAAGAACAAGUGUGACCGCCUGUGCUUACAAUGAGAUCCCUAGGCUGGGCGGAGUGCUGUCAGCCAGGAAGCAUGCUAGCUUCUGCCACCAAUCUAGCAUCUGCCGCUGAUAGAGGAUGUACAUGUGGUGCUGGGACCUUCCUGGGCCUCCAAAUGCUCCAGACAGUGAGGAACGGCAGCAGCACUCCCUUCACUGGCUGCUCAGACACCCAGAGAUGCUCAGAACAGCACAGGGCUCAGAUCAGCUCAAAACCUGUGGGCUUUGCUGUCAUCCUGUCUGGGCAGGGCCAGGCCCUGUCCUGAAUGCUGGUCUUAGUCCUGGUAGAGACAGAGGCUGCCUUGCCCGCCACACCACCCAGGCACUCUUUCCCAGUCCUAUUUUUAUCAUAGCCUAUGCUGGUGCCUGGCACAGUAUCUAUAAAGCACCUAGACCCCUGCCAGAACCUCAGAGCUCUUUGCCCUGUCACACUGCUUUUUUGGCACCAGGAACAGGAGCUCAGUAAAUAUUGGUUGAAUGAGACCUGGAGGCCAAAGUGGCAGGCAGAUCUCAAGCAAGGAAUCGCAGAGGCAGAAAAAACAAAACAAAACAAAAAAAAACGCCGAGUCACUUUGGAGAGAAGGGACUUUGUUGCCCAACAUGGUCACUGGGCAGAGGCUCAGGGAGGUAGUAACACUUGAAUGGAAACGCCAGCUGUGAGAAAGUGACUUCCUAGGAGGAACCUCCAGGCUUGGCUUAUUUGUGUGUAUUUUUUAGGAAACAGAGAUUGACCCAGGGUCUUUGUACUAAGCUAUAGUCCAGAACUUUUUUUUUUUUUUUUCCCUUGAGACAGUGUACUUCAGGCUGGUCUUAAACUCUGGCAGUCCUCCUGCUUCAGCCUCCUGAGUGAUACAAUUAGAGGUGUGUACCACUAUGGCCCUUUUUAUUUUUAAAUUUUGAGACAGGGUCCUGCUAAGUUGUUCAGGCUGGGCCUGAGCCUGAGCCUGAACCUGAGAUCCUGUGCCUUAGUCCCCCAGAGUGUUGGCCACCACGCAUGUGCUGCCUUGGCCCUUUGCUGAUGGUGAGGAGAGCCGUUGUUCCAAGUGCUGAUUCUUUUCAGGGUGUCCAGAGGGGCUGGGCUGGGGUCAGCCUGUGAAGCAGCUCAGGUGUCCUCUGCUUGUAAGGCCUGGAGGGUGCUGCCCUGUGCGGAGCAGAGGCUUUAGGGGCCAUGGUGCUGUGUUAAGUUUCUGGGUGGCUACCGGUGAGGCAGAAGAGAAAUGAAGCACUCCCUAAAGACCGUGACCUGCCAUUCUUCCCCAGCUCUGGAACUCAGCCCCCAAUUCUCUUUUCUGGCAGGCCCUUCAGAAGGCCCUGGCCCAGCUGGAACCUGUGGCCUUAGAGCAGAGCCUGCUCUUGGGGGAGGGGUGUUUGCUCGUUGCCAAGCACCCAGGUUCCGGCCUCCAGCAGUGGCCACAGAUAUGCUGCAGGCAUUGUCCCUACUUUCCUGGCUGCUCCUGCUGGCAAAGCCUGCUCCUACUCUUACCUGGUCACGGCCCCUCUGGUACCAGUUGAAACUGGACUUACAGCCCUGGGGGUGUGAGCCAAACAACCCGGAGGCCUGUGGGAGCACCCUGGGCUGUCCUGGCUACUGGACAAGCCUGGGAGGGAACCGCAUCUACCCUGUGGCUGGGGCCAUGAUCACCACCACCAUGAUGCUGGUGAUGGGUCGUCCAAUGCUGCACCGGUGGCGUUCACAGCACCCACAGGUGAGCACUAGCACCUCUGGAGCCUCGAGACGGCAGGUCCCAAUCUCAGACCGCACCCUGCUCCUCAGGGUCCUGCACAUGCUGGAUGCCCUCCUGUCCCACAUAGAGGGACACCUGCAGCACCUGGCCACUCGGCAGUGCAAAUAAAGGAGACUUUAUCCAGUUGA
This is a messenger RNA of Cavia porcellus (domestic guinea pig), 2337 nucleotides long. RefSeq names its product transmembrane protein 89 (gene Tmem89). The record is from RefSeq and is a predicted model, not a curated record. The transcript has 2 exons. The coding region runs from base 1682 to 2317 and encodes 211 amino acids. Lineage: Eukaryota; Metazoa; Chordata; Mammalia; Rodentia; Caviidae.